Molecule: messenger RNA, 2734 nt
Organism: Struthio camelus australis
Lineage: Eukaryota; Metazoa; Chordata; Aves; Struthioniformes; Struthionidae
Gene: PPP1R16B
Product: protein phosphatase 1 regulatory subunit 16B
Biological process (GO): regulation of sprouting angiogenesis; establishment of endothelial barrier
Cellular component (GO): cytoplasm
Molecular function (GO): protein binding; myosin phosphatase regulator activity; enzyme inhibitor activity
Source: RefSeq, a predicted model, not a curated record
AGCCGGCACCGGCUGCAACCAGGACGCAGAGUUUCGGUAACUCCAGCUCUGUACAAUCCUAGAGCAAACGGGGCUCCACCAUAUUCUCACCAGACGCUGCAAUGGACCAUUCGCAGCUUGGCCCCAAGAUGCUGGUAUAGCAGCAGACAGCUGCAAUCCAGAGGGCCUGCUGUAGGACAUCAUUUCUAGCUGGGGUGUCCUUCAUCUCCCCUCUCUCAGCUGAAGCGAUGGAUGCCCACGUGGAUCUCCUGACAGAGCUUCAGCUGCUGGAUAAGGUGCCCACCUUGGAGAGGCUGCGGGCAGCACAGAAACGGAGGGCUCAGCAGCUGAAGAAGUGGGCACAGUACGAGAAAGAGAUGCAGCACAAGAAGCGGAAGCAUGAGAAGAAGAGAAGUGCUAUUAACAGAAAGACAGUAUCUUUUGAAGCCAGUGUUGCCCUGCUGGAGGCCUCUCUGAGGAAUGACUUAGAGGAAGUGUGUUAUCUACUGAAGAGCAAUAUCAGCCCGGACCUGUGCAAUGAGGAUGGAUUAACUGCACUGCAUCAGUGCUGCAUAGACAACUAUGAAGAGAUAGUCAAGCUUCUCCUCAACCAUGGGGCCAAUGUCAACGCCAAGGACAAUGAGCUGUGGACUCCGUUGCAUGCAGCAGCUACUUGUGGUCAUAUCAACCUGGUGAAGAUCCUCAUCCAACAUGGAGCAGACUUACUGGCUGUAAAUGCAGAUGGCAACAUGCCAUAUGACCUCUGUGAAGAUGAGCCAACCCUGGAUGUCAUUGAGACCUGUAUGGCAUAUCAAGGAAUUACACAGGAAAAAAUCAAUGAGAUGCGGGCCGCACCGGAGCAGGUCAUGAUCUGUGACAUCCAUGACAUACUUGCGACUGGAGAGGACCUGAACAGGACUGAUGCCCAAGGUGCUACGCUGCUCCAUAUAGCUGCAGCCAAUGGUUAUCUGCAUGCAGCUGAAGUCCUUCUUGACCAGGGAGCAAGCCUGGAUGUUAAGGACUGGGAUGGCUGGGAACCUCUCCAUGCUGCUGCUUUUUGGGGCCAGAUGCAGAUGGCUGAGUUGCUUGUAUCCCAUGGGGCCAGUUUGAGUGCCAGGACAUCUUUGGAUGAGAUGCCAAUAGAUCUGUGUGAAGAGGAGGAGUUCAAGGUAUUACUUCUGGAGCUGAAACACAAACAUGAUGUGAUCAUGAAAUCUCAGCUGAGGCAUAAAUCUUCCCUGAGCCGAAGGACCUCCAGCACUGGCAGCCGGGGGAAGGUGGUGAGGAGGGCUAGCCUUUCGGACCGAACAAACCUGUACAGGAAGGAGUGCGAGAAAGAGGCCAUCGUCUGGCAGCAAAUGGGGGCAGCAGAAGAACAAAGAAACUCAGGCCUCAUUGGAGAAAUCGGGGAGACUCGGUCUGACCAAGAGAAUACAGACCCCAAUUCAGUACUGGAGAACUCUUCCCUCCUUCCUGAGUUAGCAAACAAAAGCACCCAGUGCGACUCUGAAAUCCCCCUCCAGAAUGGACUCAGGGCAUCUGCCAGCACUUACCAGUACACCUUUUCCAACGGGGACGUUUGGAAUAUGCACGCUGACCCCGACAGUAAUCCAGGCCACAUGCUGCCCUAUGUCAGCCCGGGGCUCCCUGACACGCAGCAGCUCUGGGGUGCCUACAAGGAGCAUAGCCAUCAAACGCUCUCCGAACUUAAGCGGCAGCGGGCUGCAGCCAAACUCCUCAAUCACCCUUUCCUCAGCACCCACUUUGGCAGCGGCGUGGGAGGUGUAGCCGAGAAUGGGAGUGAGGCCAAGUCACACCUGAUCGGAUCCAGGACUUCUCCCUACAGCACCAAUGGGACUUCAGUGUAUUACACAGUGUCCAGUGGUGAUCCGCCCCUCUUGAAAUUCAAAGCUCCCAUGGAGGAAAUGGAAGAGAAGGUGCACGGGUGCUGCAGAAUUUCCUAGUCUCACCUGUUACUCAACCCAGAGGAAACCCGAUGUGGGUGGGCUGGUUGGAUCUAUCGUAGAGGUCCGGUUGUUUGCAUUCCAAGGGGAGGAUUGGGUUAUGGACAUCCUGACUGCGGCAGCCUUGUUCAUGUUGAAUUGUACUUUACCCUGCCAAUUACUUCCAUUGCCGUGGAAUGAGUAAUGCAGGAGGAGCAAGUCUCAUAGGAGAGGAAUGGAUGCACAUCAGUAUAAUGUAAAAAGAACCACCCUAGGCUUGCUCACUGGGGAAGAAGGUACGCUGCACUGCCUCCUCAUCCUUGGAAAGUUAUGAGAUGGCUUGGAAAGAAGAAAUUGCCUGAUUUAAAAUCUUUGCAUUUGAGCCUCUUGCUGUAAGCCAACAAGCUUCUGGAAGGUGACAGUUCAGACCUGAAUUUUCACUCUCGGGUGCAAUGCAGAUAUCCCUGGAAGGGAGGUCAGCCCCCACGCAGGCUUUGCAAGAGUGGACAGAACCGUUGUCUGUGCAGCUGGAUCCAACACUUAACCAGGAGCUGAGCAACAAGCAAGUGUAGAUACUACACUUGCUGUAGGAAGUUGCAAGGUGUUGUCUCCUUGCAGUGACAGCUCACCUUCAAAAACGGUGCACUGGUUGAGUCCUGUUCUGCUUAUGUAAACCAGUCACUGCAGACUGUCAUCAGGUUUUAAGCAGAACCCUUCAUGUAAGAGGCUUCACUGAACAGGCUUUAAAACUGAUGUUGCAAUAAGGGGCCCCGGCAAUAGAAUUUUACUGCAAUAAAAUACUGACAAAGGUC